AUGGCUGAGGAAAGCAGGCAUGGAAAUAUCAUUGUGGCAUCAAACCGUAUUCCAGCGACAAUCAGAAAGGAUAAAAAUGGCACAUACGGAUACACAAUGUCUUCUGGAGGUUUGGUCACUGCUUUACAAGGUCUGAAAAGAUCAUUUCAAUGGUUCGGUUGGCCCGGUAUGUCUGUAGAUGGAGAAGAUGAAAAGCAUAUAAUCGAAAAGGAUUUGAAAGAAAGAUUCAAUUGCUAUCCAGUAUGGUUAACUGAUGAAGUGGCAGAUCUCCAUUAUAACGGUUUUUCAAACUCCAUCCUAUGGCCAUUGUUCCAUUAUCAUCCAGGAGAAAUGAACUUCGAUGAUGCCGCGUGGGCGGCAUAUAUUGAAGCUAACAAGCGUUUUUGCGAAGAGAUCAUGAAAUAUUUGCAUGAUAACGAUCUCAUAUGGGUUCAUGAUUAUCACCUUAUGCUUCUGCCUUCCAUAUUGAGGGAGGAGAUCAAAAGAAAGCAUUUGAAAAACAUUAAAAUUGGAUUUUUUCUCCACACGCCUUUCCCAUCCAGUGAAAUAUAUAGGGUGUUACCUGUGCGUACUGAAAUCCUUCAAGGAGUCCUGGGGUCCGAUCUCAUAGGUUUCCAUACGUACGACUAUGUCCGUCAUUUCCUCAGCUCAAUUGAGAAAAUCUUGAAGAUACGGACAAAUCCAAGGGGUGUAUAUUAUAAUCGACGGCAGGUGGUGAUAGGUGCAAACCCAAUUGGAAUUGAUGUGGACAAGUUCACCCGGGGCCUAAAGCAGGAAAGUGUACAAAGCAGGAUACAGCAAUUAAAGAGGAGGUUCGGCCCGAAUACCAAGCUCGUUGUCGGCGUUGAUCGCCUAGAUUACAUCAAAGGAGUACCUCAAAAAUUGCAUGCGUUGGAUGUGUUCCUAGACAAGCAUCCGGAAUGGGUUGGCAAGGUUGUGUUGAUACAAAUAGCAGUACCUUCUAGGCAAGAUGUGGAAGAGUAUCAAAAUUUGCGAACUGGUGUUAAUGAGCUUGUGGGGAGGAUCAAUGGACGAUACGGCACCGUUGAAUUUGUACCGAUACAUUUUCUUCACAAGUCAGUCAGUUUCAACGAACUUAUAUCUGUUUAUGCUGCCAGCGAUAUAUGUCUAGUUUCAUCAACAAGAGAUGGAAUGAAUUUGGUCAGCUUCGAAUAUAUAGCGUGCCAGCAGAAAAAUAAAGGGUCCCUAAUACUAAGUGAGUUUGCUGGUGCAGCUCAAUACCUAAAUGGGGCAAUAAUAGUGAACCCGUGGAAUACGGAAGAGCUGGCAAAUGCGAUUUACGAGGGACUGACCCUGAGCAAAGAAAAACGAAAUGCCAACUUUACGAAAAUGUUCAAAUACAUAAGUAAAUAUACUGCCAGCUAUUGGGGAGAGAACUUUGUUAAGGAGUUGUCCAAUUCAUAA
Messenger RNA from Brettanomyces bruxellensis, 1425 nucleotides. It is a transcript of the gene TPS1, whose product is annotated as Trehalose-6-P synthase/phosphatase complex synthase subunit. The transcript has a single exon. Lineage: Eukaryota; Fungi; Ascomycota; Pichiomycetes; Pichiales; Pichiaceae. Gene Ontology annotation, biological process: cellular response to heat; trehalose biosynthetic process. Gene Ontology annotation, cellular component: alpha,alpha-trehalose-phosphate synthase complex (UDP-forming); cytosol. The coding region runs from base 1 to 1425 and encodes 474 amino acids. The record is from RefSeq and is a predicted model, not a curated record. Gene Ontology annotation, molecular function: alpha,alpha-trehalose-phosphate synthase (UDP-forming) activity.